This is a messenger RNA of Arachis stenosperma, 725 nucleotides long. RefSeq names its product major allergen Pru ar 1-like. The record is from RefSeq and is a predicted model, not a curated record. Gene Ontology annotation, biological process: defense response; abscisic acid-activated signaling pathway. The coding region runs from base 61 to 531 and encodes 156 amino acids. NCBI's taxonomy places the organism in Eukaryota, Viridiplantae, Streptophyta, Magnoliopsida, Fabales, Fabaceae. The transcript is spliced from 2 exons. Gene Ontology annotation, cellular component: nucleus; cytoplasm. Gene Ontology annotation, molecular function: abscisic acid binding; signaling receptor activity; protein phosphatase inhibitor activity.
UCUGUCACACUAUUUUAAUUAGAUUAAGAGAGUUAUUAAUUAUCUUAAUUAAGGAAGAAGAUGGAUCCUCUGACAAUUAGUGAUGAGGUGACUAGCAGUGUGGAAGCAAAGAGAAUGUUCAAGGCUUUGAUCAUUGAUGCUCAGAAUCUCAUUCCCAAGCUCAUGCCUCAGGCUAUUAAGAACAUUCAACUUGUUCAGGGCGAUGGUGGCCCAGGAUCUAUUCAGGAGUUAACCAUUGUUCAAGGUUCUGAAACCAAACACUUGAAGCAUAGAAUUGAUGCAAUAGACAAAGAGAAUCUCACAUACAGCUACAGUGUGAUUGAGGGGGACAAGGCUGAAUCAGUGUCAUAUGACAUAAAAUUUGAGCCUACUCCUGAAGGUGGUUGCAAGUCCAAGAGUGUGAGCAAGUUUUAUCCCAAACAAGGUGUUGAGAUCAAAGAGGAAGAUAUCAAGGCUUCUAAAGAGGAAUCUUUGGCUGUCUUUAAGGUUGUUGAAGCCUAUCUUGUUGCUAACCCCGAGGCAUAUGCUUGAAUUAUACUCAAGUCAUAUAUUUGGCGAUCAUAAGAGAAAUAAAUAUUUAAUCAUAUACUAAAUCGUGAUAUACAAAUAUAAUUUUCAUUAUAUAUUUCGUGCGUGAUGGAUUUCCUAUCGGUUUAGUCCAUAAGUUAUCAUGAAGCCAUAUGUAAAAAUGAUAUUGCUAAGAAUAAAAGUUCUCUGUUUGAUUA